AUGUUAAUCUUCAAGCAGAGGCAAGUCUGUGAACUGGCAGCGGUGGAGAAGGACUCAGGUGAGUCUCCUGCGGCCAAGACAAGGGACUCGUGGAAGAACAGUGUCGGGGCCUCCUGUGUGUCAGGGCAAGAGAGGAGGGAAGGCACGGAGGGUCAUGGUUCUAGAUUGCUGUGUCUAGGUCAGAGCCCAGGUUCUGGGAGGUACCUUCUAGGCUCCAGAUUCCCUCUGGCCCUUUCUGCUCAGGUGCAGUUGUCAGAGAGUAGGCGGGAGCUGGCGGAGCUGCGGUCAGCCCUGCGCGUGCUCCAGAAGGAAAAGGAGCAGCUCCAGGAGGAGAAGCAGGAACUGCUAGAGUACAUGAGAAAGCUGGAGGCCCGCCUGGAGAAGGUGGCAGACGAGAAGUGGAAUGAGGACCCUGCCACAGAGGAUGAGGAGGCCGCUGCGGGGCUGCGCUGCCCAGCGGCUCUGACAGACUCAGAGGAUGAGUCUCCAGAAGACAUGAGGCUCCCGCCCUAUGGUCUGUGUGAGCGUGGAGACCUGGCCUCCUCCCCUGCCACAGGGCCACGAGAGGCUUCUCCCCUAGUUGUCAUCAGCCAGCCGGCCCCCAUCGCUCCCCACCUCUCAGGACCAGCUGAGGACAGUAGCUCUGACUCUGAGGCUGAAGAUGAGAAGUCAGUCCUGAUGGCAGCUGUGCAGAGUGGUGGUGAGGAGGCCAACCUGCUACUUCCGGAACUGGGCAAUGCCUUCUAUGACAUGGCCAGUGGCUUUGCGGUGGGUCCCUUGUCAGAGGCCAGCACUGGGGGCCCUACCACCCCCCCAUGGAAGGAGUGUCCUAUUUGUAAGGAGCGCUUCCCAGCCGAGAGUGAUAAGGAUGCCCUGGAGGACCACGUGGAUGGACACUUCUUUUUCAGCACCCAGGACCCCUUCACCUUUGAAUGAUCCCACCCCCACACCCCCAGUACACACACAAAUACACACUUACACACAUGCACACACUCAUGCAUAGAUGUACACUUAGGUUUCAUGCCUCUUUUCCAACACACUCGGCUCCAUGAUAUUCUGUUGCCUGAGACCCGCUCCUGUGUGAUUUCAUCCCAAGCUCUCCAACUUCAUCCUCUCCUACCUGGCUCUUCUGUCCAGGCAGGGGUUCCUUCUUGGAAGCAGGGGCUGAAUUUACUCCCUGAAAGUGGUUUUGGAGGAACCCAGAUGGAGGAGGCCUUCUCCAGGGAGAAUCAAAUCACCCCCUCCUGGCCCUGGUUGCUUCUGUCACUCACACCAGCCACUACACCACCACCACCACACACGCACACACACACUCACACACUCACACUCUCUGAUGCCCCGAAGCCAAUUCCUGGGGCACCCCACCCUCUCUUGUUUGGGGUCUGUGUUUGUUUACCUGAGUUUUCCCUGGGGCCUGGAUUGACAUCAUGACCUCUCUAGGUCUCUACCAGUUCUGAACUUCCCUGGUUCCUCCUUCUUUUGCCCCACUGCCUUCCAUACCCCAGCCCAGCCUUUUCUAUACCAUUAGAUAUUAAGUUUGGAUGUUUCUUUUGUAUUUUUGAGGUUUUCUGUACUCUAUCUCCUGUCCCUCCCUACCACCACCCCCCAGGGUCCUCACAUGGAAAGAAAUGAUGCGUUUGUGCCUUCUGUGAGGGAUGGGAGAACAAAUGGUCCCAGGUGUCCCCACUUGCCAGCCCUUCCUCCCUCUCCAGGUCCCCCCUCAGCAAUAAGAGCUUCCCCCCCCCAUAUCCCUCUCCCUUCCUGUAGCUGGACAAAUAUAUUUAUAUGAUAUGUAUAACUAUUCUAAUAAAAUGUGUUCUUAUCAUGA
Physeter macrocephalus (sperm whale) is the source of this 1828-nucleotide messenger RNA. It is a transcript of the gene CALCOCO1, whose product is annotated as calcium binding and coiled-coil domain 1. The record is from RefSeq and is a predicted model, not a curated record. Gene Ontology annotation, molecular function: transcription coactivator activity. The transcript has 6 exons. NCBI's taxonomy places the organism in Eukaryota, Metazoa, Chordata, Mammalia, Artiodactyla, Physeteridae. Gene Ontology annotation, biological process: positive regulation of transcription by RNA polymerase II. Bases 1 to 936 code for a protein of 311 amino acids.